Terrapene triunguis (Three-toed box turtle) is the source of this 1716-nucleotide messenger RNA. RefSeq names its product ATP binding cassette subfamily G member 4 (gene ABCG4). The transcript has 12 exons. Bases 1 to 1716 code for a protein of 571 amino acids. The record is from RefSeq and is a predicted model, not a curated record. Gene Ontology annotation, molecular function: ATP hydrolysis activity; ATP binding; ABC-type transporter activity. Gene Ontology annotation, cellular component: plasma membrane. Lineage: Eukaryota; Metazoa; Chordata; Testudines; Emydidae.
AUGGCUGAGAAGGGGAUUGACCCAACCUCCGUCUCCAUCGCCUUGGAGGACUCCUUGUGCAAUGCUGGCUCCCAGGACGCGCCUCUCCUGACCACCCACCUGAAGAAGGUGGAGAAUCACAUCACAGAGGCGCAGCGGUUCUCGCACCUGCCCAAGCGUUCGGCCGUGGACAUCGAGUUCGUUGACCUGUCCUACUCCGUCCGUGAGGGCUCCUGGUGGAGAAAGAGAGGCUCUGACUGGCCCCUGUGUCUGCUCCCUGCCCCGCAGGUCUCUGCUCACCUGAAGCUGAAUGAGAAGCAGGAGGUGAAGAAGGAGCUGGUGCAGGAGAUCCUGACGGCGCUGGGGCUGCUGGAGUGCUCCUAUACCCGCACCCUAUCGCUGUCCGGGGGGCAGCGCAAGCGCCUCGCCAUCGCCCUGGAGCUGGUCAACAACCCCCCCGUCAUGUUCUUCGACGAGCCAACCAGUGGGCUGGACAGCGCCUCCUGCUUCCAAGUCGUCUCUCUGAUGAGGUCCCUGGCCCAGGGAGGCCGCACUAUCAUCUGCACCAUUCACCAGCCCAGUGCCAAGCUCUUCGAAAUGUUCGACAAGCUGUACAUCCUGAGCCAGGGCCAGUGCAUCUUCAAAGGGGUGGUGCCCAACCUCAUCCCCUAUCUGAAAGGGCUGGGCCUGCAUUGCCCCACCUACCACAACCCGGCUGACUUCAUUAUCGAAGUGGCCUCAGGCGAGUAUGGAGACCUCAAUCCAUUGCUGUUCCGUGCCGUCCAGAACGGGCUGUGCACCAUGGCCGAGAAGAAGAGCAGCCCGGAGAAGACGGACUCCUCCUGCCCAGUCCCCUGCGUGACGGACGUGGAUCAUAUUGAGAGCCACACAUUUGCCACCAGCACCAUGACCCAGUUCUGCAUCCUCUUCAAGAGAACGUUCCUGUCCAUCAUGAGAGACACGGUCCUGACCCACCUGCGGUUCAUGUCCCACAUCUGCAUCGGGGUGCUCAUCGGGCUGCUCUACCUGCACAUCGGCAACGACGCCGGCAAGGUCUUCAACAACACCGGCUUCCUCUUCUUCUCCAUGCUUUUCCUCAUGUUCGCCGCCCUGAUGCCCACUGUCCUCACAUUCCCUCUGGAGAUGUCUGUGUUCCUGAGAGAGCACCUGAACUACUGGUACAGCCUAAAGGCCUAUUACCUGGCCAAGACCAUGGCAGACGUGCCCUUCCAGGUGAUCUGCCCCAUAGCCUACUGCAGCAUCGUGUACUGGAUGACAGGCCAGCCCCCGGAGGCCACCCGCUUCCUCCUCUUCUCCGCCCUCGCCACCUCCACCGCCCUGGUGGCACAGUCUCUGGGGCUUCUGAUCGGAGCAGCUUCCACCUCCUUGCAGGUGGCCACGUUCGUGGGACCGGUCACUGCUAUCCCCGUCCUGCUCUUCUCCGGCUUCUUCGUCAGCUUCAAGACCAUCCCCACGUACCUGCAGUGGACCUCGUAUGUCUCCUACGUCAGGUACGGCUUCGAGGGCGUCAUCCUCGCCAUCUACGCCAUGGAGCGUGAGGACCUGGAGUGCCGGGAGACUCCCUGCCCCUUCCAGAAUCCCAUCAGGAUCCUCCAGGAGCUGGACGUGGAAGAGGCCAAACUCUACCUGGACUUCAUCAUCCUGGGCAUCUUCUUCCUCGUUCUGCGGCUCUUGGCCUACCUGGUCCUCAGGUACAAGGUGAAGUCUGAGAGAUAA